Messenger RNA from Talaromyces atroroseus, 408 nucleotides. RefSeq lists its product as hypothetical. Gene Ontology annotation, molecular function: DNA binding. The transcript has 4 exons. Bases 1 to 408 code for a protein of 135 amino acids. NCBI's taxonomy places the organism in Eukaryota, Fungi, Ascomycota, Eurotiomycetes, Eurotiales, Trichocomaceae. Gene Ontology annotation, cellular component: nucleus; cytosol. The record is from RefSeq and is a predicted model, not a curated record.
AUGGCGGACGCCGAGUUGGAAGAGAUUCGAAGAGCUCGUCUCGCUCAGUUACAAAAGCAGGGCGGCGGCCGAGGGGGCGUUCCCGGUGGUGAAGGCCAGGAUGAUCAGAGAAGACAAGCAGAAGCCGAACGACGUUCCUCCAUACUCUCCCAGAUUCUCGACCCAGCAGCAGCAGACCGAUUAGGGCGAAUACGGCUCGUCAAGGAGUCUCGCGCCACCGAUAUUGAGAACCGUCUGAUUAUGCUUGCACAAACGGGACAACUCCGCCAGAAAGUGACCGAAGAUCAACUAAAGGAACUUCUCAACGCCGUUGCCGAAAACUCCCGCAAGGAGGAAGAAGAGCAAAAGGUCGUUUUUAGUCGUCGCAAAGGCGGUUGGGAUGACGAUGACGAUCUGUUGGAUUUGUGA